This is a messenger RNA of Emericellopsis atlantica, 1070 nucleotides long. RefSeq names its product t-SNARE. Gene Ontology annotation, cellular component: membrane. The coding region runs from base 122 to 841 and encodes 239 amino acids. The transcript has 2 exons. NCBI's taxonomy places the organism in Eukaryota, Fungi, Ascomycota, Sordariomycetes, Hypocreales, Bionectriaceae. The record is from RefSeq and is a predicted model, not a curated record. Gene Ontology annotation, biological process: Golgi vesicle transport.
UGCCAGGCACGCGCCUGAAUCGACUUCUUAUUGCCAUUGACAAUCGCAUUUGCGCCCGCCUGUCUUGUCAGCACUCAUUUGUAUCAUUUCGCAUGAUUUAUUCGCCCCAGAUCGCGGCGUCAUGAUGUCUUCCACCAACGAAGAGGACCCGUUCCUUCAAGUCCAACAGGACGUCCUCAGCCAGCUGUCCUCAACUCGCUCCCUCUUCACUUCCUAUUUGCGUAUCCGCUCGCUCACGACAUCAUCCACCUCGCCCGAACUUGCCUCCGCCAAGUCCGACCUGGAAGCGGCGCUGGAGACGCUCGCAGAGGACCUCGAAGAUCUCCAAGCCGCCGUACAAGCUGUCGAAUCGAAUCCGUCACAGUUCGGGCUUUCACAAGAUGAAGUCACGCGGAGGAAACGGUUCGUGGGCGAAGUCGGCGGGGAGAUUGACGACAUGAAAGAGGAGGCGAAGAAGACGGCCACAGGCGGCAAGGCAGCUGGCGACCUGCCCGACCCGAAUUCAUUCGCGAUACAAGAGGGCGACGACGGGUACGAGGAGUUUGAGCAACAGCAGCAGGUGCAGAUGAUGCGCGACCAGGAUGAACAGCUCGAUGGCGUAUCGACCACCGUGGGCAACCUACGGCGCCAAGCGGACGACAUGGGCCGCGAGCUGGAAGAGCAGCGGCAGAUCCUCGAGGUGGUGGACGACGCGGCCGAGAGAGUGGGCGGACGGCUGUCGUCGGGGAUGCAGAAACUGAACCACAUUGUGAGGCAGAACGAGGACCGGUGGAGUAGCUGCUGUAUUGGUGUGCUCAUAUUUGCCUUGAUUCUGCUGCUGGUUCUGCUCUUGAUUUUGUAACUUGGACGACAUUUCGAUAUCGCGCAUGGGAAAGCAAUAGGCGUUGAAGGCUCUCGGUGUUCAAGGUUGUAGAUACUAGGCAUUCGCCGAUGCUCAAAGUCAAGUCACAGACUGGCAUUACGUUAGACAUGGUGAUGCGCAUUGCGAAUGGAUUUCGCAGGCAGGAAGGGGGUGACCCAGAAAAUCAUAUACAUGCUUGUCCGAUCUAUAAUAAAUCACUGGAGGACAA